This is a messenger RNA of Clunio marinus, 180 nucleotides long. The record is from the annotation of a GenBank genome assembly. NCBI's taxonomy places the organism in Eukaryota, Metazoa, Arthropoda, Insecta, Diptera, Chironomidae.
AUGCUCCAACUUUUACCGAAACAUGAGGAGAAACAAGAUCAUGAAAAAAGAGAUGAUAAGGGAAAAUUAAUUUAUAAAUAUCAUAAGGUUGGAAAUAUUACUGAAUUAAAUAUAACAAAAUUUGACAGACAAGAAAUUGCUCAAGACAUUCAAGCCAUGAAUUACGUUGUUUCAACUUGA